Messenger RNA from Angiostrongylus costaricensis, 1188 nucleotides. The record is from the annotation of a GenBank genome assembly. Lineage: Eukaryota; Metazoa; Nematoda; Chromadorea; Rhabditida; Metastrongylidae.
AUGACGGCUAUGUUUUCCACUUCCCGUUCCUCUCAAGGAGGUUCCUCAUCAGGGAAUCUUGUCGAGUUCAAGGCUGGACGUUCGUUUCUACAGGCAGCAAGUGCAGCAAAUAAGAAGAAGGUUGUCGCCGACAAAACUAAGGGUCUCGUAUUCAUCAAGCAGUCAAAUGACCAACUAAUGCACUUUUGUUGGAAAAACAGAGAAACUGGAGCGAUCGUCGAUGACCUCAUAAUAUUCCCUGGUGACACUGAGUUCAAGGAAGUUAAGGGAUGCCCCGAUGGAAAGGUCUAUAUGCUGAAGUUCAAAACAUCCGAUGAACGUCGUCUAUUUUGGAUACAAGAUGGAAAUGCGGAUGCAGAUAGAGAUCUUUGCAAAAAGGUGAACGACACUCUUAAUAAGCCACCGACCACUCGUGCUUCUGCAAGAGGAGGUUCUUCAGAGCGUACGACUGGAGCUUUGUCAACAGCAAACCUAGCUGGCCUAGGCGGUAAUGAGGAGUUGGGGGCUUUGGGAGGGCUGGACCAACAGCAGCUGAUGCAACUACUUCAGUUUAUGAACCAGGGAAAUUCUGAUUCUCCAACACUUGUACCACAAGUUCCAUCUGGUACUUCUUCCGAACGAGCAGUGUCAGGAAGCACCCCAAAAGUCUCUGCUUCGGAACUCACACAGCUUCAAACAUUGCUCGGAGGUCUCAGAGCACCUGGUGCAGAUUCAUCUCAAGGAAGUGCUGAUCGUCAAGUUGCUGUCGAAUUGAGUGACGUUAUUGCUGGUGGACAAGUUGUUGAGGCUGCGAUGAGCAAUGCUGAUCGCCUUCUUGAUCAUAUGCCUGUUGAAGACAAAACGUCUGCUGAUACAAAGAAAGCUUUAGAGGACACUGUUCGCUCUCCACAUUAUAGACAGGCAGCUAAUUCAUUUGGUCAUGCACUGUCCACUGGACAGAUGGCUCCGGUUCUCGAACGCUUCGGGAUUAGUGAGGGAGCUGUGCAAGCUGCUGCUACAGGAAAUUUACUAGAAUUUGCAAGAAAACUGACUGAAUCAGAACGUGGAUUAGAAGCCGCCCAGGCGGCGUCGGCAGCAGGUACAACUGCCAAUACUGAAACUGCUGUUGAAGUGGAAAGUGAUGAGCAAACAAAGGAGCCGGAGGCAAAGCGUGGAAAAACCGACGAGGACGAAAUGGAUUUGGACUAG